UCUAAGGAACCAUGCAGCUUCCAUCUCCAGGAUGGGUGUUGUGCUACUUAAAGUGCAAUCCCAACUCUACUUACAUGGGAGUAAGCCCCACUAAAUUCAACAGGACGUACUUCUGAGUAGCCAUCGCCCUUAAAAAACAAUAGGCUGCCUCCAUGAAUGACUUAGUGGCGCGUGAUUGGAAGAGGAGACAUCGUGAGAGCUAAGACAGAGCGCGCCGCAAGACCUGCCGGGAAAUGUAGUUCAGGGAGCCUGGAGGCGGGAUGGGAGCUGCAAUACCGGAAGCUAAUAGGCAGCCGGGAAGCAUCUUGGGCGAGUGCUGCUCCUUCCCAGGACUCUGUUAUGGAUAAGUUUGUUAUACGAAAACCCAGAACUGAAGGACACCCUAAGGAGAAAGAUCCUGGAGAAAAGAUUUACAAGCAAACUACUAUAGAAUCUCUGAAGAGAGUUGUGGUUAUAGAAGAUAUAAAAAGAUGGAAAUCUAUGCUAGAGCUUUCAGGUCAGUCUAAGGAGAAUCUAAUUGAAGCCUUAAUGGAAUUAAAGAAGAAAAUACCCUCCAAAGAAGUUUUACUUUCAACAAAAAUAGGUCAUACAGUGAACAAGAUGCGCAAGCAUUCGGAUCAGGAUGUGGCCGCUCUUGCCAAAGAAGUGUAUACUGAGUGGAGAACAUUCAUCAAAGACCAUUCAAAUAGGCCCUCAAUAGAAGUGAGGAGUAAUCCCAGGACAGAGAAGCUUAGGCAGAAUGCACGGAAGCUACUUGCUGAAGCUCUAGAGCUGGAGAUUGGUCACCCGCUGGUGGAAAAUAUUGAGCGAGAAGUUUUUCAUCUCUCAUCCCGUCUCAUUAGCGCGCCCUACCGCAGGACUGUGCGAGCCCUCGUAUUCGCUUUAAAGCACAAGCCUGAGACGCGGACACAAGUGCAAAGUGGUGUGCUGUCACCUAGCGUGCUUGUGCAAAGCUACAAAAAGUGACUCAAAGGCCUUUUGCAGAAGGGGUGCAGUGGUGGGGAUAGGCAUAACUGUAUUAUGAAAUAAUGGAAGGAAUCACUUCUGUUUCUUUGAAUAUUAGUGAAUACAUUAACCACAUAAUUGUUCAGUA
Molecule: messenger RNA, 1093 nt
Organism: Podarcis raffonei (Aeolian wall lizard)
Lineage: Eukaryota; Metazoa; Chordata; Lepidosauria; Squamata; Lacertidae
Gene: TCEANC2
Product: transcription elongation factor A N-terminal and central domain containing 2
Exons: 5
Coding region: 340-966 (208 amino acids)
Biological process (GO): DNA-templated transcription
Cellular component (GO): nucleus
Source: RefSeq, a predicted model, not a curated record